Molecule: messenger RNA, 3143 nt
Organism: Schizosaccharomyces cryophilus OY26
Lineage: Eukaryota; Fungi; Ascomycota; Schizosaccharomycetes; Schizosaccharomycetales; Schizosaccharomycetaceae
Exons: 3
Source: RefSeq, a predicted model, not a curated record
UAUGAGUGAAAAGCGAGAAUGGACGAACGAAGCUUGGAAAAAUGACAAUAACGUAGGAAAAAUGGAACCCAACGACACCAAUUUCUCUGAAUACGACAAUUCGAGGAAAAGCUCGCUUCAAUUGGAUUUGCCAAAUUACUCAGAAGUUUGUUAUAACAGUGGAGAGGACUUGGAAAAGGGUUUGUUUACACGCUUCCCUCCUUCCUACAAUCAACUUCAAAUGAGUAGCAGAGUCGAAUCCGAUAGUAAUCAAAAUCAUGCGAAUGAAGUGCGUGAACGCAUGGCAGAACCCGUGCCAGACAGAUCAUGGGGAAGCUGUAUCCUCGAUUGCAUCUGCAUGCCGGACUUGGAAAAGGGUUUGUUUACACGCUUCCCUCCUUCCUACAAUCAACUUCAAAUGAGUAGCAGAGUCGAAUCCGAUAGUAAUCAAAAUCAUGCGAAUGAAGUGCGUGAACGCAUGGCAGAACCCGUGCCAGACAGAUCAUGGGGAAGCUGUAUCCUCGAUUGCAUCUGCAUGCCGGUACGUCCCCGAUUAGCACCAGCGGGCACAUUGAAAGAAGCAGGAUAUUUUCGAUGUUUUAUGUGUUAUCUUUAUACGUCUGCUUUUAUUUUCUAUUUACUUUUCAAAUAUUCUGAUAAAUUGUCAGAGUUUAUAAAGGAUUCAUCUUUGUCUAAGGAAAUUGCUUUACCUUUGCUUGGUGGAUUGAUUUUAGUUUUAUUUUUUAUUUCCGCUGUAAUAAUUUCUCUUGUAUUGGACAUCAUCGUUUGGUGUAUAUCUAUGAUUCCAGAUUUGGCUGCGUUUAUAGGGCAUCUUCUUGAGCGUGUCUUGGGAAGAAUAUUUCCAAACUUCUGGAGAAAAUUUAUACUGCCUUUGACAAUCAUUUUCGGUUAUAGAACUGAUCAAAGCUUCGGGAUUGAUCUAGACUCAACAAAUACCGUUGAACUUGACGAGCUAGAAGCUAGUGUUGAGACUCCAACAACUGCACCUAACAAUGUUGAAGUGCCAAGUUGUCCUCUUGGGAAAAGCCCUACCAAAGCAAAUCAUUCAAAAAAUUCUGUUGGGCAUUCUGCAAGAGAGCAAGAAAUAGAGAUGAAAACUUUUGGAGACACAGGCUCUCCGAGUUUGAACGAUCAUACAAAGUAAUGUUUUUAUGCUAUACCCAUUUUAUAGAAUGGUUGUUAUUGUCAGCGUGUCAGUGUCCAGUUGAGAUUGAGAUUGAGAUGUUUUACGAGCAGAUUAUUUUUGUAUUUUAUUCAAAGACAUGCGUUUUUUUUCGUAGAAAUUUGGGAUUGUAAACAAACAAUGCUGUUUGCACAGUUCCCUUUGGAAAUGUGCAACAUAACUUUUUCUUAAAAAGAAUAUUUAUGAAUGAUUUGAUUUUAGGUUGGCAACUGUGAAAGCUAUCCCAAGUAACCCAAGUAAGCAUUUUUGGGUUUAAUAUGGUAUUCAGUUUCGACAAUCGUCAAACAAGUUACAGUAUAAUAAGUUGCUUGCUAUUUGGUUUCUAUUAUGAGGAAAAAAAAAUUUCUUUCCCUUGGUUUUUUCUCAUUCAAGAAGCAGCAAAAGGAUGAAUGACCUCAUGUUAUAAGUAUUACAGGAUAAAGAAGAAAUUAUGCAUAAUGGAUGAAUUUAUCUCGCGAAAUGAUUUAAUUGUUUUAGAGGCAAAUCCUCCUUUUUGUCAGUACUUACUUGCCUUUCGCCAAGACCCUUUCUUAUAAAUAACAUUCUCAAGCUGUCAGGUUCUCAAUUAGCCAAUGAAAUGGCAUACGUUAUCAUUUUGCUCUAUGCAUCACUAGGAAUAGAUCCUCAAUAUCCUUUUAUUAUUGGCAAUGUUGAGUAUGCUAGCUUUCAAUUCAACCUUCAUUUGAACAGGUAAAUGCAGACGAAUGACACCCAAAGUUCAACUCCAUGCUUUCAAAGUUAGUGAGGAGGAAUUGCAGUCACUUACUUUCCGUCGAAGAUUGGGAAUUGGCUCUUGGUAAUAGCGAAGCGUUGAUAGCGAUAUCUCAAGUUAAGUUAACGACGAGUGCGGCCAGAUUCAUUUUCCCAAUAUAUUUAGCUCGUGAAGAAGAUAUGUGGAAAGGCAUUCCCUUUUAACGAUGGUACUGCCCGAAGCUUCAUCUACCCAUAUAACUUUACUCAUACAAGCUAUUAUACUGAGUUUGAAGAAAAGAUCGAAGGAAUUUUUUGCUUUGCAUUGUGACGGAUAUUGAAGUACGGAUUACCUAUUGAGGCAUUUUCUUAAACUUAAUUUAAAUCGGAAUUGGAGGGGUACGACGGUUCUGCUUCGAAAGAUCCUCUUAUUACGUUUCUUUAAUAUUUACCUUUUAGUUUUCUAUUGUUUGAUAAUUACUGGAUAUAUGUGGUGAUUUCACAACGGUCGAUGCUUUUCCCAGUGCAAUAUGGUCUUUUGUACUCAAUAUUAGCUCGGCUUUUGGGCAACCUUUUUCUUUUAGUGAACAAAUUCUGGUAAUUUCAGCUAUUCAAAAUUUGUUGUUCCAUGACGUCUUCAACCUCUCAAGCGAUUGAUCGAUAUAUUCGUUGAAAUGUUUGAUACUAUUUUUCAUUGCUCUUAAUUUUGGAGUUAUGGCGUCCAAUUUAAAUUCAUUUUGAAGGACGCAUUUUUUUUUUACUCUAUGUAGGUUUGGUGUUGCCAUAAAGUAUACUUUUUAGUAAAUCUUUUGAGUUUGAUUGAUAAGGAUUCGAACGAUUUUAAUUAUAUUUUCCUAUUCAUUUAUCCCAGGAACCUAUAUCUACAUCAUGCACAAAAUCUAAGCAAUUCGAACGUAUGAUAAAACAAUUUCUUUUUUAUUGUACUGCUUUGAUCGCGCCCUGUUCUAUUGACAUAUUACAACGCCAACACAUAUUGGUUCUUUUUCAUAGCUCCAGCAUUGAGGACUUUGUACUAUGGACAUUCCGUUAGGGAACAGAAGAUUUGGUUGGCGUAUUACCGGAUAUAAAUUUCAAAGUCUUAAUAAGUUAAUUACAAUUUACAAGGCUGGCUGUAUCAGCUCAACUAACAAAAUCUUCUUAAUUGAAGAGUUAGUCUCAAAACAAUCAAAAUUAAUUUAUCUGUUCUAUUUCACUCAGUGAAGGCUCACUAAUCUGACAUAGAAGCUUAAUGAAACAUGUUCACUGGAAA